Molecule: messenger RNA, 228 nt
Organism: Schistosoma curassoni
Lineage: Eukaryota; Metazoa; Platyhelminthes; Trematoda; Strigeidida; Schistosomatidae
Source: the annotation of a GenBank genome assembly
AUGUACAUUACUAGUUCAUUGAACAUAAGCUAUGGAAAAGAAGUACUUACUUACACCUGUUACUCUCAAUGGAGCAUAGGCCGCCGACCAAUAUUCUCCAACCCACUCUGUCCUGGAUCUUCCUUUCUAGUUCUAUCCAAUUCUUGCGCAUUCCUCUCAUGUCUGUCUCUAUCUCUCGGUGUAAUGUAUUCUUUGGUCUUCCACUUCUCUUUUGGCCUUGAGGAUUCC